AUGGGGGUGAAGCGGAGCCUUCAGACCGGGGGAAUUCUGCUCAGCUUCCUCGCCAGCGUCCUCACGGUGCUGUCCACCGCCACCAACUACUGGACCCGACAACAGGGGGGCCACAGUGGCCUGUGGCAGGAGUGUAUCGGCAACAUCUGCUCCAACAUCCCCUGCCAGACCACAAUGGCCCUGACCGCAGCGUGCAUGGUGCUGGCAGCGACCUUCAGUAUCGUAGCUUUGGCCAUGGGGUUACGGAUUCGAUUCCAAGAGGGCGAUUUGCUGAGGGGCCGGCCUACAAUCGUCUUGCUCUUCCUCAGCGGGCUGCUGCUGCUGAUUGCCUUGGUAGGCUACGCAGCGAAGAACGCGUGGAAGCACGAUGAUUUCUUCUCCUGGUCCUACUUUAUCGGAUGGCUGGCUUUACCCUUCUCUUUUCUCGCGGGCUUCUGCUUUCUGUUGGCGGACAUGAUCGUGCAGAGCACCGAGGCCAUCGGCGGAUUCCCCGUGUGCCUGUGACUGCAGCCUGCCUGGGGCAGAAUAAAGGAACGGCUUUCAGCGCCGGCUCCACUGUGCUUUUCUGGGGGGACAAUAGACCCGAAGAAGACCUGCACACGGAUUCGGGGACACAUAAGAGGCUCAGGAAAGAAGUGAGGUCAUGAGCCCGUAGGGACUCUGAGGUCA
This is a messenger RNA of Jaculus jaculus (lesser Egyptian jerboa), 669 nucleotides long. It is a transcript of the gene Cldnd2, whose product is annotated as claudin domain containing 2. Gene Ontology annotation, cellular component: plasma membrane. The transcript is spliced from 4 exons. The coding region runs from base 1 to 504 and encodes 167 amino acids. The record is from RefSeq and is a predicted model, not a curated record. Lineage: Eukaryota; Metazoa; Chordata; Mammalia; Rodentia; Dipodidae.